CGCUUCUGCCGUGCGAUGCCGGGGAAGGCGGAUACAUCCCCGGGGGCUCAAUUCCCGUCCUCCCGCUCUCCGUGUCCCACGCCCCGACGGGAAGCGCUGCCGCUGCGUGUCCGCAUCCCUGCGCGGGGGGAUGCGGGAACUGCCAGCCCCAGCAGCGGGGCGGCCCCCGGCCCUUCCCCUCGGGGGCGAUGCUCGCUGUGCCCCCGCCCGGGCGAUGCGCACCGCGGCCGGGGCAGGGCGGGGCGGUGCCCGGGGCGGUGCCGCUGCCCAGGGCGGGCUCCGGGGCUGGGCGAGGCGGACCCCGUCGGGCAGCGAGGCCGGUCCCAUGGGAGCCCGGGGAAGGCAGCGGGCCGCUGGAUGCCCAUGGCUUUCAGCCCGGGGCUGCUGGUGGUGGCCGGUUCCUUCGCCGCUUUCCGCCUGCUGAACCGGGGGCUGGAGCGGCUCGUGCCGCCGCCGCCCUCGGCCCGGCGCAACCGCUGGAAGUGGCGCAACAUCUGGACAUCGCUGGCGCACAGCGUGCUCAGCGGCGGCGGGGCGCUGGCCGGGUUCUACCUCCACCCCGAGCUGUCCAAGGACCUGGUGGGCACACACCCGCCCGGGGCGCACAGCCUGGUCGCCGUGUCUGUAGGUUAUUUCCUUGAAGACUUUGUGGACAUGUUAUGCAAUCAGAAGCUUCAUCAGUCCUGGGAGCUGCUCUUUCAUCACUCUGUGGUGAUUGUCUGCUUUGGUAUUGCAGUGCUGCUCCACCAGUACGUCGGCUUUGCCCUUGUGGCUUUGCUGGUGGAGAUCAACUCCAUCUUCCUCCACCUGCGGCAGAUCCUGCUCAUGGCCAACCUGGUGCACACCACCUGCUACCGCCUCAACAGCGUCAUCAACCUGGGCACCUACGUGGUGUUCCGCAUCGCCACGCUGGCCUGGAUGACCCACUGGCUCUUCCUCAAUCGCCAGAACGUGCCCCCGGCCACCUACGCUGUGGGCACAGUGGGCAUGGCAAUCAUGACACCCAUGAACAUCAUCCUCUUCUACCGCCUGCUGCGGAGCGACUUCUUCAAAUCCAGGCGGGAUGUGCAGCGGGAGAAGGAGGAAUAGCCCCCUCGCCUGCGAGGGGGAGCAGUGCCAAGCCCAUGGAGCAAGUGGAGGGUGAACGUGGCUAUUUCAGUACCUUGCAGGGAGGGUCUGCACUGACAGAGCAUCCAGGCUUUUCUUGUGGCUCAAGAUCCUGGGCCCUGCGCAGCAGAGGAGGUGCUCGUGGACCAGGCACUGUGGCUCUGCUCCCCAAACGCCUUUGGAUGAUGUGGUCGGACAAUUGGGAGCUGCUCAGAGAAGCCUCAACAGCUCUCACAGCUCCCUGAGGCACCGCUGAGAUGAGAAGGGGACAGAGCAGCACUGUUUCCCCACUGUUCUUCCGGACAUCCCAACACCACAGGGUGUUUCCAACCCCUUUGGUGCUGCAGCCCCCAGCAUCCCAUCAGCCACAGGACGCUGUGUCCUCCAUGGCAUCUCCCAUGGGAACACCACCAGGCAAGACAGGCUCCAAGGCAACGGUCAGUAAAAACCAAACUCUGCACUGAGCCCUCUCUGAGGAGACUGUCUCAGGCUGAGACCUGGCUGGGUGGCUGCUGCCCGCUGUGGGGUCCAGCUCAGGGGCAGCCCCAACCUCUCCUGACGACUGGAGCAUUUUUCAUGGUGUUUUGUCCCCAGAUAAUUUUAAGUGCCCAUAAAUGAGCGUGGGAGAGCGCAAGUGGCUGGAGGGAGGAUGCUGUGUGAUGGUCACUUCCCACAGAUGUGGGGUUUUCAGGCAGCUUUUAGGAUUCAGGCAUCUGUUGGGAAUGACAAGUCGUGCUGCAGAGCCCAGUGUAACGCUCUCACCUGGCAGCAAAGGCUCUUACUAACACGAGCUUUUAAUAAAUGGCUGCAAAUGAAAUGGCUUGAGGGGAAGGGACUGAGAGGGGACAAAAGGACUCAGCAUCCCAGCCCACUCUGGGGGUGUGUCACUGCUUAGCACAGUCCUUACCCUGUGUCUCCCUGCCAUGGAGUGAAAAUACACUGUACACUGGCACACUCUA
Molecule: messenger RNA, 2066 nt
Organism: Corvus hawaiiensis (hawaiian crow)
Lineage: Eukaryota; Metazoa; Chordata; Aves; Passeriformes; Corvidae
Gene: TLCD2
Product: TLC domain containing 2
Exons: 4
Coding region: 16-1089 (357 amino acids)
Biological process (GO): regulation of membrane lipid distribution; plasma membrane organization; membrane assembly
Cellular component (GO): plasma membrane
Source: RefSeq, a predicted model, not a curated record